Messenger RNA from Salarias fasciatus (jewelled blenny), 2258 nucleotides. It is a transcript of the gene pax5, whose product is annotated as paired box 5. Gene Ontology annotation, biological process: regulation of transcription by RNA polymerase II; anatomical structure development. The coding region runs from base 4 to 1299 and encodes 431 amino acids. The record is from RefSeq and is a predicted model, not a curated record. The transcript has 12 exons. Lineage: Eukaryota; Metazoa; Chordata; Actinopteri; Blenniiformes; Blenniidae. Gene Ontology annotation, molecular function: RNA polymerase II cis-regulatory region sequence-specific DNA binding; DNA-binding transcription factor activity, RNA polymerase II-specific.
AACAUGGACCAGAGGCCCAGGAGUCCUGCACUGCGGCUGGGGAGAGCAGGACAUGGUGGCGUGAACCAGCUCGGAGGCGUGUUUGUGAACGGCAGGCCCCUCCCCGACGUGGUCCGGCAGCGGAUAGUCGAACUCGCGCACCAAGGGGUUCGGCCCUGCGAUAUCUCACGCCAGCUACGAGUCAGCCAUGGAUGCGUCAGCAAGAUACUGGGCAGGUACUAUGAAACGGGCAGUAUCCGCCCCGGGGUAAUCGGGGGAUCCAAACCAAAGGUUGCUACACCCAAAGUGGUCGACAAGAUUGCCGAUUAUAAACGCCAAAACCCCACCAUGUUUGCCUGGGAGAUCCGGGACAGGCUCCUGGCCGAGAGAGUCUGCGACAACGACAGCGUCCCCAGCGUCAGCUCCAUCAACAGGAUCAUUCGGACUAAGGUGCAGCAGCCGCCCGGUCAAACGGGCUCAGUGUCGGCUCACAACUUAGUGUGUGAUCUGUCUUCAGCAACGUCUGUGGCUGCCACACAAGUCUCAGCGGUGACCAGCGACUCGGCCGGCUCCUCGUACUCCAUCAGCGGCAUUCUGGGAAUCAGCUCAGCUGCCGACGUGGGCAAGAGGAAGAGGGACGAAGGCUUGCAGGAGUCGCCACUGGCCAAUGGGCAUGGCCACAGUGGUCGGGAUUUCCUGAGAAAGCAGAUGAGGGGGGAGCUGUUCUCGCCGCAGCAGAUCGAGGUACUGGACCGCCUCUUUGACAGACAGCCGUCCUGUCCAAUCCAAUCCAGCUCUGACCUCUAUGUGAGCGCUGACUCUGGCAAGACUUCGGAUUAUUCGGCCAUGGCCUCGCUAGCAGGCGGACUGGAUGAGAUGAAGAACAGUUUGGCCAAUCCGGGCACAGGGGCGGAGUUAGGAGCCAGCGUGUCCGGCCCACAGUCCUAUUCUCUCGUUCCAGGUCGAGAUCUAGCCAGCACCACUUUGCCAGGCUACCCUCCUCACGUCCCUCCUACUGGACAGGGCAGCUACUCCACCCCCUCGCUCACUGGCAUGGUACCAGGGGGAGAUUUCUCCGGAAGUCCGUAUUCCCAUCCGCAGUAUUCCACAUACAAUGAGUCGUGGAGAUUUCCGAACCCCAGCCUAUUAGUGUUUCAGCAGGAUUAUGGGUCUCUCCUGGGGACGGAAAUCGGCUGCUCCUCCAGUCUCUUCACCAGCCAGGCAGGACAGAUGCAAGGAUCACCGUACUACUACAGUGCGACGUCGCGGGGGGCGGGCCCUGCUGCCACCGCCACGGCCUCCGCCUACGACCGCCACUGACCCCCCACACAGGGAGGGGAGGAGGUACCACAAAUGACCACAGGGAAGAAUUUCCCAUCAAGGCCGAGUGUCGUGUUCAGCUCUCCUGACUCACCCAUGGCAGACGUCUCCACGCCGCUGACCAGCGGACAGACAGGCCUUUCAGUAAAGCACAGCUAAACAGAUCAUCCCUCUGCUGUAACGCAAACAUGUUGGCAUCAGACCAGAAAUCAAAAAACAGCAGGUUGUGUUACUGGACAGGAAGGUGCUAUCCUGCCCCCCCAGCCAAGAUGUAUUCCUGAUUAAGAGCUAUUUAUGAUGGAGGGAGACACAGAGUAAUAUAUAAAGAAGCUUUUCUGCGUUGCACUCCAUGAUGAGAGUGAAUGCCUGUAAUGAUUUAUAAUAGUGUCACGCUGUUGUGCUAGAAUAGUGAUGAUGAUGAUGAUGAUGAUGAUCCUGAUGCAGUGAAAUAUGAACUCUGAAAUACUUUCCAUAUAAGAAGAAGUCUUUGUUUAUAAAUGUGUUCAGAUUGCAAUUUUUCUGUUCAUAGUUUGUCAUGUGGCAUCAGCUGACACCGGUGCCACUGAACCAGACGUAAUUGUUAUUUUUUUUUUGCCUCCUGAAUAUUCAGAAGAAGAAUCUGGAAGCACUGGCACCCUCUCUUCCUCUCUCUCUUUGUCUUGCUCUUUCUAUUUCUCUCUUUAAAACUCCCCAAAGAUGGGCCCCCCCUUGUGGAUCGGCUGACUAACUACAAAAGCACAAAGAGACUCAAUCAUCACUCAAAGGCGCCAUUUUACUUCUUUGACUUCUUUUAUUUUUAUUUUUUCAAAUCGUGAAAUUCUGCUCUUUAUUUUUCUGCUCCCCUUUUUAACUGCGUGUCCUUGUGCUGAAAUGGUUUCUAUAAAAACAUUGAUUUUUGUGCAAAAAUCUAUGUGAAAGUUUUUCUUUUGUUGUUUUUUUAUUUUUAUUUUUAGUUUUAA